AAAGACGAAGACAAAAUGGCGUUGUAGAGGUGUGAAUCAGCAAGCGGUCCUUCUAAUUUUCACCUUUUCCUCCACUGACUGAGCGUCUUCAGAGCACACUUCGACCAGACAACACAGACACCAUGGACUCAGUCAGCAGUACCACAGGAACAGAGCUGACCAGGGUACGGCACAUCCUGGGCCUCAUGCAGAAAAACCUGGAGUGCCCCAUAUGUUUAGACCUGUUGAAGAACCCUGUCUCCACCCGAUGUAACCACCAGUUCUGUAGAUUCUGCAUCUUGAAGGCCCUAACAGGAAAACAAAGUGUCUCCUGUCCACUGUGUAAGGAGGAGGUGACCAAAAGGAGUCUACAAGACAACAGUCAGCUACAACAGAUCAUCACAGCUGUACAGUCGGUGACAGAGGCCGUCUACAAAGACACUGGUCAACAAAAAGCCCCUCCUGUAGGAUCAUCACAGAACUGCAGGAAGGCUCAGGACCAGGAGGAGCAGGGAGAAAAGAGGAGACACAUUUCCACAGACUCAGAAGAAGGAAAUGGAAUACCCUCCACUGUACAGGUCAGGAACAGGCGCAACAUCAGACAGGCCAAGCGAAGAAGAGUGGAGGAAACACCUGUUUACAUUGAGGAAGAUCCAGUGGAGGAUCAUUCAGCACCAAGGACAAGCACAAAUAUAAACAUCAGUUGUGGCUUCCCUGUGCAAGAACCCUCAAAAGGAAGGAAAAACAGGAAUGUGACCGACUCCCCGGACCGCGAGAACCUUCGUAGGCCGACCUCGCGUAGAACCAGACAUGCCGCGAGAAGGGACGGACGCUCCAGUAAUCGUGAUCGUGGCAGCGGACAGCUGGAACAGACUGUGGCCAGCACAGAACUACUCUCAGCUCUGGUGGAGAAUUCACUGGGUGUGUCAGGUGAUGGUCAUGUGACCAAUGGUUGCCAUGGUGAUGAUGAUGUCACAGGGAAUGCUGACCCCUCGGCAGAAGGUGACAGACUCUUACACGUGCUUGGGGAGGCCUCACUGGGACUGUUGGGGCAGAGCACAGAGAACAUUGGAGAUCCUGUAGCUCUCUGCAAUACUGGAGUUCCAAAAACUGAAGCUCAAGUUGGUGACAAGCCUUUACUGAGCAGCCAUGGUCACAAUGCAGAUGAGGGAUCCCGGGAAGAUGACCAGAGGUCGGACACCCUCGGUCCCACCGUUAGUGAGGCCGAACCUCUGGACAUCAGCAAGGAACAAGAACAGAUGACCGUCGACCUUCUGACCACAGAAGAUGAAGUUCCUGCUGACAUAGGGACGGCUGUAAGGGUCAAAGAAAAGGUAGAAUUUUGGCUGAAGCACCACAGUCUACAACCGGAGGCCAACAACAAAACUGACACAGAACCAGUAGGCAUGGAUGAGUUGGAUCCCUACGAAUUCAUAGGAAGCCAACAGGAUCCUGCAAAAGAGAAAAAGAAGCCCAAAAUAAGGGUUAAGAAAGUAAGAAAGCCUGCUGCAGCUGGCAAAAGGAACCAAAAGACUCCAACUACCACCAAGAUGUCUUCUGGUCCUUCCAAAGGAAAACCUGGGAAGUCGUCAGCCAAACAGGUUGAAGAAGUAGAUGGUGGGGAGGAAGAAUAUGCAGAGCAAGACCAGGAAGUGUCCUCAGCUGCUAGUAUGACUGAUGGUUCAGAAGCCUCGUGGAAGCCAGGCCAGUCUGAUCCGGAUUGGGGGAAGGGAAGAAUGAGUAGAAGGAGAUCAGCCGAGAUAAAAGCUGAUGAGGAGUCUGUAUCCAGUAAAGGACGAAGAAGGAAGCAAAGAAGAGCUGUGGACAAGGAAGACCAGCUGACUGUGUCGUCAGGAAGCAGCAGUCAGUUACGUAUCGAUCGCUGGGUACAGAGGAAGGAGAAGGUGUUUGUCAAGAGCUACAGUAAACCUGCUUUGUCCCGGAGAGAGAAGAGAUUACUCCAGAAGAAGACAGAAGGUCUUGAGGAGCAGUGGAGGAGAGCCAAGAACAUGGCCGGAGACUUCUCUGCCAAAGUCUUGCACCCCAUCGCUGAAGAACUCCCCAGAAAAACCAAGAAGAAAUCUAAGAACAAGGACACACCGUUGGAAGUUCCCGUAGAGGAAACAAUAAUCCCACAACCAGACUCACCAGAAAAACCAAGCAUGGGAAGGAGAGAAGAGGUGCAAAAUAGUGAUGAUGACAUGUGUGUUUACCUCACAAGCAAUGGAGAACUUCUCAAUGAGCCAAAUAGCCCUGAAGACAGUGACGGUCCUACAGAAGAUCCAGAUCCAGAAAAGCAGCCGGCCAAGGAAAAAUCUGUCGCACUGACAGAUCAGGAACAGAAGAUCGCAGCAGAUCUGAAUGAGCUGGAUGAGCAGACCUUCAGUCAACUUGGCAUGUUCUCACAGCAGUAUCUACAGAAGAGGAAGAGAAGGAAGGACAGGAAGAAGAGGUUUGAAGAAGAGCAAGAUAAGGAUGAGGACAACAUCUUUGCAGCAAUCCGGGCUUUAGAAGGUGAAAGCAAUCUUUGCAAUGAGAAACAUGAAGACCAAGAUGAAACAUCAAGAAAGGAAGCUGAAUGCAUGGAAGUGGAAGACAAUGAGUUGGAUCCAGAAGAUCACAUUCCAGAAGCGACAGGAACAGUUACAGUAGAAAAGACGACUUUCAGGAAGUCUCGACAGGCAAGGUCUCUGUCCCGAGCCCGCAGAGGUGAAGAAGAUGUCACAGGAGAAGAAGCAAGGCCAAGAAGGACAAGGUCGUCUACAAGGAAGGGUACAGAAGAUAACCUUGAGAAAAAUGGCCAGGAGAAGUUAGAUGUUCUCCCUGCAGAAGUUGGGAACAUUGGGUCAAAGGAAAGCCUUGGACAAGCACCAUCUACAUCUAAGGCCAAGAGUGGAAGGAAGAGACAGGAUGAGAAGGGAGAUAGAAAAAGAAUUUCUGAAGAAACAUCUGGACUUGAUUACACGAAAGAUAAGUGUGAAGAUGUCACCCAAGAUCUUGUCAAUGAAGGAGUUUCUAAGAAGCCAGAGGAAGGAAAAGGAAGACAGCACUCUGCGACAAAGGAAAGAAAGACAUCCAAGUCUGCAAAGGAGCCGGAAACUAGGCAAGAAGAUUCUGUCAACAUUGGAGAAGCUGUCACAAAGCAAAAUGUUUCAUGUCAAGAAACUUUGCAGAUGAGAAAACGCCACGCAGCUGAAGAACAAACAAACACGAAACCGAUCGGUAACAUGACGGAAUUGCUUAGUCUACAAGAGACAAGGCGCAGCAAGAUGUUGUCUGAGAAAAGGAGUAAAGAUGACUCAAAGCAUCUCCCUCUUGUGACCACGAAAGACAAAGUCCCCCAGGAUCCUUACCAGUUUCAGUGUAGCCAGGACUGCGGUGGAAAGAAGAGAGCAGGAAAGAAGAGGGGAAGACGGCAACGAGGUAAAGUGAAGAAGCUGAAAAGGACGAAAGCAAGGAAAAGGGAACUGCUGUUGAUCAAAGCAGGAUGGAUGGAGAAAGAAGAAGAUGGAGAAGAAGAACUUGAUGAAAGUGAAGAGGAAAAUGUUCAGGAGAGUGUAAAUAAAAACAAUGAUAAUGAAGAGAUGGUUGAUGAAAUACACAUGGAUGAAUGCAAGGAUGCCCAAACGCACUUGGACAAACAAGAAGGAGGAGACCAGGAUACAAUUCCACCAGAGGAAGGAAUAAACAACACAGAAGUAUCAGUUGUUCCUGAGUCAAACCCCAACACGCAGGAUACUUGUAUCCCAAGCAGUCUCAAAACCAAAAGGCAAGGUGUCGUUGACCUCACUGCCAGUCAACCGAGUUAUCCAGUGGAAGACACUCCAGGCAUUUACUCCACGGAGAUCAUUCCUCCGUCUGUGGAGGAGCAUCAGAUUAAGUCUCCUCAAGCUGGCAAAAACAAGAAGAAGAAGAAGGAGAAAACAGGGGAAGUCUCAAAAUUGUCCACGUCUGUGAAAGUUGCAUCACAGGACACUGAGAACUCUGAGGACAUCAUCGGACCAUCCUGGCAGGAAAAAGAACAAAAACAGCCAAAAGACAAACUCAACAACAAACCAGAAAAUGUACAGUCGCCAGAAGAAGUUCAAAACAUAAGGAGUCCAAGAUGCAGUCCCAAGAAUGUCUCAGCUAAGAAGAGAGAAGAAGACGCAAGAAGAAGUGUAAGACACAGCUCAGAGAAAGACAAGGAUGGGCAGCAAGACAUAUUGAACAGUCCAAGACGUAGACCAAGGAAACCUUUGGAAGAACAAGACCUAAGGAGGAGCCCAAGGCACAGCACACGUAAAUCCUUAGCUGGAGUUAUUGAUACAGAACAUGAUGAAGUAAGCCGAAGGCACAGCCCAGAGAAAGACAAGAANAAAACAAAUGACAGAACCAGUCCAAGACACUGCCUUGAAAAAGCUUUGGAUCAAGAAAAGACUGAAGAAGAAGAGAUGAAGAAAAUUCCAACGCAUGGGACUAAGAAAGAAACAGACAAACGCAAGAACAAAACAGGAAAGCAAAACCUGCAACCCUCUUGCAAAGAGAAAAGAAGCACACUACAAGACUAUGGGAAUGUUGUCAGGAACAUCCCUGAUACAAUCACUCUAGCGAGUCCUUCCCCACCGAGGAGAAACUUCGCAGGCGUGGCCGGCAACACGAGAUCGCACAGGACCGGAGAAGGACACGUCAGCGACCCAAGAACCGAGGAAGAAAUCUUCUCAUCACCUGGAACUCAAGACACAAGUUUAGAGAACAGUAUGGAGGACUGUGUGGCCAUUCCUGAGUCUGAAACAGCUACAGAGUUUGAGGGGAAGUUGGUGGAAGUGGUAGCUGAUGUACACAGGUUGGCUGAGUUCUCGGAGGGAAGCCAGCGAACUCAGACACAGAACAAGUUAAGAAAAGUAUUAUCUGAGGUACAGUCUCCAGGGCAGAACACCAGUCAGAGGACUCCAGCAUCACUCCACAGCAGUGGGAAGGACAGCACCCCUGGGGAGGUGCCCCCCACCCCAGGGGAGAUGUUCCCCACCCCUCCCCCACCCUCCACACCUCUCAGCAGCAGUGGUCAGAAAGCCGCAGCAGACAGGAACAGACUGAGCACACGCAGACGACGCUCACAACUCCGCUCCCCAGAAAGCAUGCCAUCUGACCAUCCUACCUCCCCACAGAAUACACCUUCUACACCAGAUCUCCUGAAGUCAGCUGCAGCUGGCACCAAGUCCACCAAGUCUUGUGCUACGCCUACAGUCCCUCCUGAUGCAGUGGACAGUGGAAAGGAAACACCAAAGUCAUAUCCUCCUGAGAGUGACGUAUCCACACACUGUAGUCAGAGGACCACACAAAGUGAUUACAGAGAACACCUGGAUUUAAAUGUGGUCCCAGACAGUGAGGAAAAUGCCCCAAGGAGAGGAAAAAGAAAAUCCUCUAUAUUGCAGAAUACUUCUAACUCAGAAGCAAGCCCUAAGACGAAAGUGACGUCCCCAAGCACCAUGUUACAGCAGUCUUUUCUAGAUUCUGGAAACACAGAAGCCAGCGUCUCGCUACUUGAUAAUGUAAAACUGCAGACAAAAGCUUCAGAAGUGGUUUCCCAGCAGAAGCGAAAGAGUCCUAGACUCAGCAGGGAGGUAUCUGACAUUGACAAAAACGAAAAUUCAAGCAGAGAAGUAACACAGAAACUGGAGCAAACUAAAGCUGAAGAAACCAACUCUGGAAGUCAUCUUAAAGAACAAACACGAGGAGGAAAAGGGGAAGACAAAGCCGACUACUUGGAGCUCACUGAAAAUGUGGUUGCAACACAAGCUACCUUCAACGGACAAGGCCAGAAAUCAGAAGAAAACGAAGAUCAAGAUCUUGCUGAGGAGGUAAAGCAAAACGUUCAGGUAGAAGACAAUGAGCAGGAGAUAGAAGAUGCACAAGAGGAGGAUGGUACAGAAGAUGAAGAGGAUGAUGAUAGUGAGGAAGAGGAUCUUGUCCCUCCAACUCCUCCAGACACAUCCUUCACACAACUGACACAGCGAACUAUGACAGUAAAAUCCAAACCUAGGAUACCAGAAAGGUUUGAUGUGCAAGAAAACAACCGUCAGCCUGUCAUAAUCGAAGAAGAGGAAAACCGUGAGUGUGGCUGGUCGGACGAUGAUGAUGAUGAACUGCCUGACCUUGAUGACAAUCAUCAGGUGUCACCCACGUGUCAUUCCAACACAGCCACACCACAGAACAGGUCAGAGAAACAACCAGAUACGAAGGAAGCCGUCAAGGAAAGUCAAGAUGACAUUUCUCAAGCAACGGAUACUGACAUCAACACUCGUUCUCAGAGCAAGAGAAGGAAAGAAACAAGUGCAGUACUGGACAUGAAAGAUGAAGUAACAGUUGAAUCAUUGCCCAAAAGGAGGAAGUCAGAAGGAAACACAGAACCAGAGUCAGAAACCAAAAGGAUCCCUAUAGCUGAUGCUUUUGAUGUCACAGCUUGCUUAGAGAAUAAUGAAGAGUCAGACUUAAGCCAAGACAGUCACACCCACGACCUGACCAAUGCCUCGACCCUGAGUGAGCUGUAUGAUACACAGCACCAGGACAAGUUAAAGAACGAUGUGCAGCACCUGGAAGGACAGAUGGCCAUGAUACAGAUGCUUCUGGCCAAGGGGAAGGAGAGAGCAAGAGAGAAGGAGAAAGAAGAAAACAACAGUGAGGAACAGCAUCUCACAACAGUACACGAAGAGAACAUGCAGGUUUCUGAAGGUGACCAAGAGGAAAUUCUAAGUGGAAAGGACUUGUAUGGAACGCCUUCUUCACAAGCGUCUGCUAAAGACAUUUACUCCACUGCACAUGAGGGGACAACUCCUAGGAAACUGAGGUCCAGUAGCACUCCUACUGAAACCAACCACUCACCCACCAAAGAGUACAACUUUCGCAAGCGAGUGUCGUCUCCUCAAAGAUCACAGGAGGCGUCUGUGAAGUCACAAAAGUCUCGCCGGUCACAAAGCUCGCCAAGGUCAUCCCAACCUUGCCUGUCGCCACGAUCACCCUCCCCGCCUCCAACUUUUUCUCCGGAGAAGACACGAGCGUCGAGAGCGCUCCCACCGGCCAUACAGGCUGCAGCAAGCCUUCUGGAGAAGUUUAAAAGCCCAAAUGUUGAAGGCAAAAAAAGGAAUAGUGGUAACAGCACCCCUCUGGGAAAAGAUGAUGCCACAGAAAGAAGAUUAAGUCCUAGAGUACAGAAAGGAAGUACAAGUUCUUCUGAUAGGAAGAACACCACCCCAAGAAGCAGUGUUUCUUCUAAGAAGUCCAAUUCAAAGAGCCAUGUCAGUCCAAGGAGAAAGAAACAAAGAGGUCUUGUAGAAGAUGAAGAUAGAGGUGAUGAUGAUACUCUGCCUGUUGAAGACAUCGUUCCAACUGUUGUAAAGAACAGGAGAAGUUUGAACAGAAAAAAGAGCAACUCCUUGAAGGAUGUGUUUUCAGAUGAAGAGGAUCAUACUGUUACAAGAUGUGACUAUGUUCCUCCUGCUUCUGAUGGUGAUGAAAACAAUCUGCCAACUUCAGGAGAACUCAGAGAUGACGUCUGUGAACCAGAAGAGGUUUCAGCCAAUUGGAAGGCAUUUCAGCAAAUGAAAUGUGAUAUACUGGCCCAGAAAGGUCCGUCUCCGAGUAAAAGGCAAAACAAGGAAGCUCCCAAAAGACUGUCUCUGCCUUCAACACAAAAAUCAGACAAAUCCUCUUCUGACAAACGAAAAUCUGAACCAGCCAUCCCUUCCUCUCAGUUUGAUCGAAAUGGCAUUACAGAAAACCCUUCCACUCCCCAACCAAGGAAGACUCCACUGACGUUCAGUCAACAACCAUCACCAAGUCUUAGAAAGCCGCUUCAAAGUGUUCCAAGUAAGAAGGACAGUCCACGCAUCCGUAGCAGUUACAAGUCGCCCACUGAUCGCACACCCAAGGAAAACACUGAAAGGAUGACUUCCACACUAACGGAGAAGAGCACAGAUAGUGCAGCUGGACAGACAUCAGGAGUGAAGAAUGCGUGGCAAGAGAAGAAUCAUGUCCCCAUGACAUUUGUGACAACAGGUCUAAGCAAAGAGGAGACUCGAGCUGUGCAUGAGCUGGCUAAGAAGACAGGGUCUCGAGUCAAGCAGACGUUUGACAACAGCACCACUCAUGUCAUCACAAGAACAGAUGUGGACUUGUUCUGUUCCCGUACACUGAAGUUCUUUCUGGGCAUUGCAGGCAGAAAGUGGAUCGUGUCCUUUCAGUGGAUAUCUGCCUGCUUGGAGGAGGGGAAACAUGUACCAGAGGAGCCGUAUGAAGUGCGAGGAGAUCUGGUCCAUGGGUGUCAUGGCGGCCCACGACAAGCUCGUAGCAAUAAGGGCAAGCUGCUCUUGUCUAACUAUGAGAUCUGCAUCUAUGGGAAGUUCACUGCACUCACCAGAGAUGACCUGCAGUUCAUGGUUGAGCUGUGUGGGGGCACUGUUAUCAAGGAACCCCACAUGUUUCCUCAUGACAAGAAACCCUUGAUUGUGAGUCAGGUAGAUGCCAACCAACUCACAGAAGAAGACUACAAUAUGUUUUACCGCCGGUACGGAGUUUUAUCCGUGACAAGGGACUGGAUUCUGGACAGCGUAUCAAGUUACCAGGUCCAGCCAAUCAAUCGCUAUCUGAUGUGCUCAACACAGAACCAGAACGUCAUCGUCAUCGACUGAACUUUUGACAGAAGCUUUCUUUGCACUCUCUCUUCCAUUCUUUGGAAAAAUAUUCAGAUGUUCUAUUGGCAAGUCUACAACUGUUCUAGACAAGAUGUAAAUAGCUUUAACUAAACUAAUCUAUUGGAAUAGCGUAGUGUUGUUGUUUUUUAAUAUUAGGGAUAGAUAUAGUAUUUUACAUGAGUUUUUUUUCCUUUUAAGAUUUCUGCAUACUAAGGAAAUGAACUGUUUAUCUUCCAUAAGGCAUAGAUCUAUUGCGUAGAUAUAUUGCAAGAAAAUUGAAAACAAAAUGGUCAGAUGUUUCAAAUUUUAUCAAGCAUAUAAACUACCUAUACCCAAUGCCUGGACAUACUUACAUGUAAACAAGCAAUUAACCUAACGGAUGCAUCAUCAUAACUUGCUUAUUAAUAAACUUGGUCUAACUCCAUUAUUGCAUGUUUCUUCAAAGGUACUAUUAAGAUGCAUUCUAUAGUUGUAUUAAAAGUUCAUUGAAAAAUGAGAACUUGAUUCUGUGUCAGAUAGAGUAAGAUUUAUUUGUAGUCUUUGAAGUUUUUCAAUGACUUUCUUCCUUUUGUCCCAUAUUUGUGUUCCCAAAAAACUUUGUUUGUUUAUUAGCAUCUCCAUUACUGUUACAUAGAUUUCACAAUACCAGGAAUAUGCAAGUGUGAUGAUGUACAUGUACAUGUAAAUCACUGUGUGGCUAAUACAAGGCUGGACGGGGGUUCACCAGUUAGUGAAUCACCAACUUCCAGAUAGUAGUACAUUUGUACAUGUAAUUUCACCAUUCAUUGUACACCAGGGCAUGUCCCUACUCUUUUCCAAAAGAUGUCGUGGGUUGUUUGAAAUGCAUAUGAUGUGGCUCUCCCCAAACACAGGUCCUCC
Messenger RNA from Branchiostoma belcheri (Belcher's lancelet), 9527 nucleotides. Its product is annotated as serine/arginine repetitive matrix protein 2-like. Gene Ontology annotation, biological process: chordate embryonic development; dosage compensation by inactivation of X chromosome; positive regulation of transcription by RNA polymerase II. The record is from RefSeq and is a predicted model, not a curated record. NCBI's taxonomy places the organism in Eukaryota, Metazoa, Chordata, Leptocardii, Amphioxiformes, Branchiostomatidae. Gene Ontology annotation, cellular component: BRCA1-BARD1 complex; plasma membrane; BRCA1-A complex. Gene Ontology annotation, molecular function: ubiquitin-protein transferase activity.